This is a messenger RNA of Fusarium sp. VM40, 1926 nucleotides long. NCBI's taxonomy places the organism in Eukaryota, Fungi, Ascomycota, Sordariomycetes, Hypocreales, Nectriaceae. The record is from the annotation of a GenBank genome assembly.
AUGGACCCUAUAUCCCUUGCCGGCUUGGCGCUUGGGGUUGCUUCCAUCAGCCUGCAAGUCUACACGGGGUGUAUCCAAGGGAUACAGCUUCUUGUCACGGCGCUGGGUUACGAGGAUGACUGCAAAUAUCUCAACCUGCGCCUCAGAAUGGAGCAGCAACGUCUGUUCUGUUGGAGUGAAGCUUCGGGGCUGCUUGAUCUCGAUGCAAAGAAUCAGGAAAAGGUUCUCAACUCGAACGUGUUCAAUCUCCAUCGCCAGACCGUGAUAGACCUGCUCGUUCAGAUACAGUGCUUGUUCAAUGAGUUUACCGAGUAUCAGCAGAAGCACAACAAUCUCUCCACUGUCGUGGAUAAGGAUGGUGUUUUAGAUGCUCCAGAGAAAGACGCCAGGUCAUCUAACUAUCCCAUCACUGAGAAGAAGCGUGAUUUUAUCAAAAAGGCCAUGGCUGGGCUAAAGGCCAAGUCUUCUGAUGGUCUUACUAGAUUACGGUGGACUUCAUUUGAUAAGCAAGGUUUUGAAAGGUUGCUGGCCAAGUUCUCGGUUCUCAAUGACAACAUGACCAAUAUCCUCGAUCACUCCCUGCAAGUCGAAAUUCGAAAUACUGUGCAGGACACCAAUCGUGGUGUCCUAUUGCUCCAUCACAAGAUAGCUGAUCUGAGUCAUCUCGUGUUGGCUCUCAAGUCUCAACUCGAUGCAGGCUCCCCAGGCGGGCCGUCGCAGAUGUCCAAGCUGGAGAGGGAGGCCAAUGCUGACGCCUUGAUGCAGUUGUCAAGACUCGCAAAAUUCAAGGCCUUCAACGAGACAAUCGACCCAAAGUCAGACAGUCCGACGGUUGCCGAUGAAGCUGCUGCAAAGUUUCUCGAUCUUGCCAAGCCUGGCCAUCAGCGCAAUCUAUUCAUUCCGCGAUAUCUCAUCGAGCUAGACCCAGAGGUAGAUGAAUCAGAUGCUCCACGAUGCGAGGCCUUCAUGAAGACAUCUGAGGGUAAGAAGAAAGUCUGGAUUGAGUGGAAGGACUACGACAACACAGAUACUCAGUCAGGUUCGCUCUCCAAAGGUGAUAUCAUCGAGCGAGUUCGCAAGCUGGCUGCUCUGUUAAACCACAGUCCCAAGCCUGGAGCUUUCCGCACUCCUCAUUGCCUUGGCUUCUUCGACAAGGCAGACCCAAAUGUUCCCGAGGAUGAUGUUGAUAUUCUCGACCGACGACUCGGCCUCAUCUUCGAGCGUCCGUCUGACGACAACCUACACCUAUCACUUCCGCCUGUGUCUCUCCGCGAACUUCUCCAAGACCCUAACGUUCGCAAACCACGAGUCACAGAGCGGGUUUACCUAGCACAUGCGAUAAGUAACUGCCUAAUUUACCUUCACGCGGUUCAUUGGCUGCAUAAAGGUCUUCGCAGCCAUAAUGUGCUAUUCUUCCGAACUCGCGAGGGUCAUGUGGAUUACCGACAGCCAUACCUUUCAGGCUUUGAUUUCUCAAGGCCUGGCGGCUCAGAUGAAAUGACCGAUGCGCCAGGAGAUGAUGCAGAGCAUGAUCUAUACCGACACCCAAACGCCCAGUCAAAUCGUCGGCGAGACAGAGAGCGUUCGAAGAAGAGCUUCGAUAUUUACAGUAUGGGUGUAAUUCUAGUUGAACUGGCACAUUGGCAGCCUGUUGAAGACAUUUUGCGCAUCGAUAUACGACGUGCACGCGGUCGACCUGAUAUUGUGCGCGGUGUCCGAGAGGCUCUGCUGAAGGAGAACAGAGUCGCGGCUGUGGGUGCCGAUAUGGGAGAGAGGUUUGAAGUUGCUACACGGAAAUGCCUGGCUGGUGGAAAGGAAUUUGGGCUUAAGGAAGGUGAUGACGAGACGCAGGAUGAAGUUGCUGAGAAGUUGUCUAUGAAGUUUUAUGAGGACGUGGUGAAACGCCUGGAGGAUAUAGUUGUGUAG